Messenger RNA from Pyrenophora tritici-repentis Pt-1C-BFP, 1283 nucleotides. The record is from RefSeq and is a predicted model, not a curated record. NCBI's taxonomy places the organism in Eukaryota, Fungi, Ascomycota, Dothideomycetes, Pleosporales, Pleosporaceae.
AUGUUCGAGCCCUGCGAUCUAUAUUCGUUCCGCUCACUGACACUCUCUAGCCACGCCAGGUCAUCUACACAGACUGCGAUGUGGAUGCCAUGGGAUCCGUUAUCGAAUAUCUCUACACGGGCGAGUACUUCCCAAAGAGGACUUCAGCUGCACGCGAUGCGCCUCUCGAAAAGGACCCUCGUCAACCUUUGGCUGACAACGAGGGUCUCGGCCUCCUCGUUCACGCGCGCAUAUAUACCCUUGCCGACCGUCUGCAGCUUCCCGAGCUCAGAUCCCUCGCACACUCCAAGAUUCACCGCACAGCCUCAACGGCAAAGGGAGAGCUCGCGUAUGCGCGUUACGUCUACAAGGAGUCCAACCCAGAGGAUGCGACAAUCCGCAAACCCGUCGCUGCUUUCUGGGCGACGCGCAGUUUCAGCCUGCGUCACGACGCAGAGCCGGAGUUCAAGGCCAUGUGUCUCGAAUUUCCACAAUUCUCGUAUGACGUACUGCAGUUAGUACUGGAUCAGCAAGAGAAGAAACGUACUGCAGAUGACACGCCCACUCGCAGUGGACCAAGUGUGGUCCCUGGAAGUACUCGGAAGAGGGCUAGAGUGAGUCAGGUAUAGAUGCGACAGCAGGCUAUAUAUGCUGCUUGAUUUUGCACUGACAAACUUCACUUUUGUGCAAACGCGUAUACUAUUCAAGUUGAGAAAUGUGUCUAAUAUCGUCUACAGCUCAGCUCGAAAGUUGAAGUCCACGUCGCACGUGGCUCAAGCGAGAAAUUGCUCUCGGCCGCAUGAACGGCAUGUGCUCUUUCCUGCCAUACUUUCUCCCAAACGACCGUAUUUCGCGGGUACCUCCUUUGGCAUUCAAGGACGGGACAAUAGUUUCAUACGAAUGGGUCGAGGAGCGGCGCUCGUGAGUAGUGUAGGUUCUCUGUAGGGCUGGAUCGGGUUUAUUUUUCGCCAGAUGUACAUCAUGUAUAACUAAUAAUCGCCACAGGAUUUGCUUUGAUAUAGUGUAGUGGGAGCAAAAUCUAGGGGAUAUCAAGUCAUAUUGGAUCACCAUGCGACUGUUGGUGCAGUAAUAAGGAAUACGGCUUGUUCAUGCGAGACUAUUCGUAGUGUGGGGACGUGACCAGCAAGGCGCGGUACACCAUAUUCCGUAUCGGGAUGAUGGAUCGUGCUCACGGUUCUCUCACUUGGCAAUGUGCAAGAAAAAACCAUGACUGGCUUGAUCUGAAGUUGAGGGAAUAAGCGAUCGGAGUGUUUGCCAGAUCAAGCGUGUGCAGUUGCGAUUAC